AUGUGGGGGUCCAAGCUCUCAGCUGUGCUCUCCGCGCUCAGCUUGACGGGAACUGGCGUGCCCGCGACCGAGACAGAGGUCGAGAUCGUCGCCUUUGACAGCAGUGUCAAGCAAGUCGCCAUUAUUGGAGCUGGCGCGGGUGGCUCUGCUGCCGCUUACUACCUGCAACAGUAUGCCGAGGCAGACGGCAUUGAAGUGAACAUCACCGUGUUUGAGAAGACCAACCACAUCGGCGGUCGGACUUUGACGGUUGAAGCUUACGACAACCCGCUUGAGCAAGUCGAGCUGGGCGCGUCCAUCUUCAUCGAGGCCAAUCAGAUUCUCUACAAUGCUAGCAGGCGGUUCGGCCUUCCCCUCAAGGAGCCCGAGUCCGGCAGUGACGGCUUCCUGGGCAUUUGGGACGGCGAGCAAUUUGUGUACACCCAGGACGACAGCUCCUGGCAAUGGUGGAACCUGGCCAAGCUGUUUUGGAAGUACGGCUUGGCUCCCUACAAGGCGCAGAAGCUCGUCCAGUCUACCGUUGAUACCUUCCUGCAAUUGUAUGAGGCGCCUCACUUCCCGUUCCGCUCUCUGACCCAAAGGGCGUUUGAGCUGGACCUUCUGAAGGCGACUUCGGUUACUGGAAAGGAGUUCCUCGCCAACAAUGAUAUUGGCGAGCUGUUCUCUGACCACAUCAUCCAAGCUGCAACUCGCGUCAACUAUGCUUCCAACCUGAAGUACAUACAUGGUCUGGAGACCAUGGUAUCCAUGGCGCCUGAGGGCGCCAAGCAAGUCAUUGGCGGCAACUGGCAAAUCUUCGACACCAUGCUGCAGAAGACUAACGCGACUGUGAACCGCAACACUACCGUAACCUCCAUGGAGGUCAAGACUGGCCCUACAAGCUCCAAGUACUUUAUUUCGGCCAAGGACUCUCACGCAGAUGCUGGUGUCGAGGCGGAUCAAUACCCCGUCGCCUUCGACAACGUCGUCAUUGCCACCCCUUGGCAAUACAGCGACAUCAGCGUUGCUGAGGACUUGUUCCAACACAAGAUUGACGAGAUUCCUUACGUCAAGCUCCAUGUCACGCUGUUCGCUUCUCCAUUCCGUCUGUCGCCCGAGUACUUUGGCAUGGAGCCCGGGUCCAAGGCGCCCGACACGGUCCUCACGACUCUCAACCCUGCCGACGAGGCCAAGGCUGGGGCUGAGGGGGCCGGCAAGGCCGGCUUCUACUCCAUCAGCACCCUGAGAACGGCCACAAACCCAGAAACCCUCAAGGACGAGUUCAUUUACAAGAUCUUCUCUCCUAAGCAGGUCACCGCCGAGUUCCUCUCGCAGCUUCUCGGAGUAAAGGUCCCCGAAACCAUCGUCUCUAAGGACAAGACCGAGGCCGUCGACCCCAUUUCGUGGUACCACCCUCACGUCUUCCACUCCUACCCUAUCGAGUAUCCCCGCGUCACCUUCCAGGACCCCAUCCUGAGAGACGGCCUGUACUACCUCUCCGGCAUGGAGAGCUUCAUCUCUUGCAUGGAGACCAGCGCGCUCAUGGGCAAGAAUGUUGCCAAGCUAAUUGCGGAGGACUUUGCCGUCUCUACUGAGGCUGUCAAGGAGGAGGCGGUUAUGAUUGAGAAGGUGGAGGAGGGUGCCCAGGAGGUGAUUGAGCAAACGGAGAAGGAGCCGGUUGUCGCUGAUGAGCUAUAG
Molecule: messenger RNA, 1677 nt
Organism: Colletotrichum chrysophilum
Lineage: Eukaryota; Fungi; Ascomycota; Sordariomycetes; Glomerellales; Glomerellaceae
Exons: 3
Coding region: 1-1677 (558 amino acids)
Biological process (GO): prenylcysteine catabolic process; prenylated protein catabolic process
Molecular function (GO): prenylcysteine oxidase activity
Source: RefSeq, a predicted model, not a curated record